Messenger RNA from Eruca vesicaria subsp. sativa (arugula), 3335 nucleotides. NCBI's taxonomy places the organism in Eukaryota, Viridiplantae, Streptophyta, Magnoliopsida, Brassicales, Brassicaceae. The record is from the annotation of a GenBank genome assembly.
AUGGCCGACAAAGCAAAUUUAUUGGGUAAACGAAAGGCGGAGGAUGGUUUGAAGACAGAACCGCUUCUGAGGAGGCAUAAGGAGAAAGAGACUAGGCAAGGAUUAGCUGAUAGUACUCUCAAAGGAACAGCAGGAGAGUUGUCGGUGACAAAGGCCGAUGAGUCUAAUUUAAUCUCAGAAAAGGAGGAGGAGACAGUGGAAGAAAGACUUGAUGAAAGUCCUGAGGAAUUUUCGAAGAUCCUCUUUGUUGCAAAUCUCUCACCCCAAACUGAAACUUCAGAUAUCAUUGAUUUCUUCAAAGAUGUCGGACAAGUUGUUCGUGUUCGUUUUGUGCUAAGCGCCCGGGGCAACCAUGUGGGUUAUGGUUUUGUUGAAUUUGCUUCUUCUAACCAAGCAAAGAUGGCGCUGGAAAGGAAGAACCGUCAAUCUUUGCAUUGUAGCAAGAUUAUUCUAGAUGAAGCUCCCGAUUUUGUUGAGGAAGCUGCCGUACCAAUAAAGACUCUGUUUAUUUCCGGUUUCUCUCGCGAUUCAACUAAAAUAUCAGAUAUCAUCGACUUCUUCAAAGAUGUUGGACAAGUUGUUCGUGUUCGACUUGAUAUCUACGUCAGAGGCAGGCUUGUUGGCUGUGGCUAUGUUGAGUUUGCUUCUGCCAACCAGGCAAAUAAGGCCCUGCAAAAUAAGAACGGUGAAUAUUUGCACGAUCGCAAGAUUUUUCUUGCUGAUUGCAGUGGAGCUUGUUUCCUGCCACCCAAGUUUUGUGUAGACCACAAGGUUUGGUACGAAGAAGAAGACUACCUUCAAGAAGAAAGCCUUCCGUUAGACUCUAUCCAAGAUGUGGCGGCGAUGGAAGAAGGACCUGACGAAACUCCUCAUUCUGCUAAUAAGGAAGUACUCCUUAUUGCCAAUCUUUCUCCCCAAACAACUAAAACAGAACAGAUCAUCCGUUUCUUCGAAGAUGUUGGAAGUGUUGUUUCUGUUCGCCUUAUUGUAGACCACGAGGGUAAGCAUGUGGGCUAUGGCUUUGUUGAAUUUGAUUCUUCUUACGAAGCAGAGAAGGCUCUGAAAGAGUUGAAUGGUGAAUAUUUGCAUGAUCACAAGAUUCUGUUGAUGAGAGGACUUGAUGAUGAAACUCCCCAUUCUCUUGAGGAAGCUGCUACUGUAAGAAAUAAGACGCUCUUUGUUUCCGGUCUCUCUCGCCGAACCAAAAUAUCAGAAAUCAUCAAUUUCUUUAAAGAUGUCGGAGAAGUUGUUCAUGUUCGACUUAUUGUAGACCGCUGGGGUAACUUUCACGGGAAAGGCUUUGUUGAGUUUGCUUCUGCUAACGAGGCAAUGACGGCGCUGGAAAAGAAAAACGGUGAAUAUUUGAACGGUAGCGAUGUUUUCCUUGCUGUUUUUGAGACACCUCCAUACCACCGACGACCCAAGUAUUUCAUAGAUCACAAGGUUUGGUACCAAGACUACCUUCAACGAGAAAGCCUUGAGAUAAAAGAAGAUGUGGAAAAAGGACUUGAUGACACCCCCCAUUUUACUGAGGAAAUUGUAAGAAAAAAGACGGUGUUUGUUGACGAACUCUCUUACAACACAAGCAUAUCAGAUAUCAUCAACUUCUUCAAAGAUGUUCAAGAAGAAAUUAUUCGUGUUCGACUUAUUGUAGACGGCAGGGGUUACCAUGUGGGCUGUUGCUUUGUUGAGAUGGCUACUGCUAACGCAGCGAAGAAGGCGGUGCUGGAGAAUGAUAACACUAGCAAGUUUUCUGUUUACGCUGCUGAGAUAGCUGCUCCAUAUCCUUUCCAACCCAAGUACAAGCUUGCAUACCUUGCCGAGAAACUUUGGUACGAAGAUAACCUUCGCCAAAAAAGCCUUUGUGGUCAGAACAAGGUGAUGGAUGAUAAGAAGAUUAUUCUAGAUGAAGCUCCCGAUUUUGUUGAGAAAGCUGCCGUACCAAUAAAGACUCUGUUUAUUGCCUCUUUAUCUCGCUGUUCAACUGAAAUAUCAGAUAUCAUCGACUUCUUCAAAGAUGUUGGACAAGUUGUUCGUGUUCGACUUGAUAUCAACGACAGAGGCAAACUUGUUGGCUGUGGCUAUGUUGAGUUUACAUCUGCCAACCAGGCAAAUAAGGCCCUUCAAAAUAAGAACGGUGAAUAUUUGCACGAUCGCAAGAUUUUUCUUGCUGAUUGCAGUGGAGCUAGUUUCCUGCCACCCAAGUUUUGUGUAGACCACAAGGUUUGGUACGAAGAAGAAGACUACCUUCAAGAAGAAAGCCUUCCGUUAGACUCUAUCCAAGAUGUGGCGGCGAUGGAAGAAGGACCUGACGAAACUCCUCAUUCUGCUAAUAAGGAAGUACUCCUUAUUGCCAAUCUUUCUCCCCAAACAACUAAAAUAGAACAGAUCAUCCGUUUCUUCGAAGAUGUUGGAAGUGUUGUUUCGGUUCGCCUUAUUGUAGACCACGAGUGUAAGCAUGUGGGCUAUGGCUUUGUUGAAUUUGAUUCUUCUUACGAAGCAGAGAAGGCUCUGAAAGAUUUGAAUGGUGAAUAUUUGCAUGAUCACAAGAUUCUGUUGAUGCGAGGACUUGAUGAUGAAACUCCCCAUUCUCUUGAGGAAGCUGCCACUGUAAGAAAUAAGACGCUCUUUGUUUCCGGUCUCUCUCCCCGAACCAAAAUAUCAGAAAUCAUCAAUUUCUUUAAAGAUGUUGGAGAAGUUGUUCAUGUUCGACUUAUUGUAAACCGCUGGGGUAACUUUCACGGGAAAGGCUUUGUUGAGUUUGCUUCUGCUAACGAGGCAAUGACGGCGCUGAAAAAGAAAAACGGUGAAUAUUUGAACCGUAGCUAUGUCUUCCUUGCUGUUUUUGAGACACCUCCAUACCACCGACUUCCCAAGUAUUUCAUAGAUCACAAGGUUUGGUACCAAGACUACCUUCAACGAGAAAGCCUUGAGAUAAAAGAUGUGGAAAAAGGACUUGAUGAGACCCACCAUUUUACUGCGGAAAUUGUAAGAAAAAAGACGGUGUUUGUUGACGAACUCUCUUACAACACAAGCAUAUCAGAUAUCAUCGACUUCUUUAAAGAUGUUCAAGAAGAAAUUAUUCGUGUUCGACUUAUUGUAGACGGCAGGGGUUGCCAUGUGGGCUGUUGCUUUAUUGAGAUGGCUACUGCUAGCGCAGCGAAGAAGGCGGUGCUGGAGAAUGAUAACACUAGCAAGUUUUCUGUUUACGCUGCUGAGAUAGCUGCUCCAUAUCCUUUCCAACCCAAGUAAAUGAAUUUAAAUUAUUUAUUGAAGUUGUGACCCUUGUGCCAUAACAAAAUAUAGUAACGGUAUUACUAUUCUUUUGGUUAAUU